This is a messenger RNA of Carya illinoinensis, 2041 nucleotides long. RefSeq names its product cellulose synthase-like protein E6. Lineage: Eukaryota; Viridiplantae; Streptophyta; Magnoliopsida; Fagales; Juglandaceae. Bases 407 to 2002 code for a protein of 531 amino acids. Gene Ontology annotation, biological process: plant-type primary cell wall biogenesis; cellulose biosynthetic process. The record is from RefSeq and is a predicted model, not a curated record. Gene Ontology annotation, molecular function: cellulose synthase (UDP-forming) activity; mannan synthase activity. The transcript has 6 exons. Gene Ontology annotation, cellular component: trans-Golgi network; plasma membrane.
CUCUCUCUACUUAAGUAAUAAAAAAAAAACUCAAACCUCAUUCUAGAAAAAUAUUUUACUAUUUAAUUAAUGAGCGAAAAAAAUUAUUAACCAGUCAUGAGUUUAUUAACGUUUUGAAUACAUUAUAUAUAUGCCCUGUAACAGCACCCAACUAUCUGUAUAUAUAUAUAUUAUCGGAGCAGCUGAUGAUCUCGGCCUGAUAUACUCCACAGAAAAUGAUUUAGCCCUCUGCAAAACAGAUUUGAUCGAGAUUUUAAUUUUUCCCUGAAAUCUCCAAUAUUAGUAUCUAAAAUCGGCUGAUCAUGAAUGCCAAGCAUCUUGUGGUACAUUUUUCAUUUAUUUUCAAUCACAAUCGAAUUGGAAAGAAAGUAAUUUCUUUUUCAUGUUAUAGAAAUCAUAUGAAGGCAUGAAGAAACGGAUUGAAACCACCACAAAGCUCGGCCGAAUCUCAGAAGAAAUACGCAAACAACACAAGGGAUUCAGAGAGUGGAAUUCGGUCGUAAGCCGAAGUGAUCAUCAAACCAUUCUUCAAAUACUUAUCGAUGGGAAAGAUCCCAAGGCUGUAGACAUUGAAGGACAGCCAUUGCCAACUCUGGUAUACUUAGCACGUGAAAAGAGACCACAGUACCACCACAACUUCAAAGCAGGAUCCGUAAAUGCACUGAUAAGGGUGUCAUCGAGGAUAAGCAAUUGCCCCAUAAUUCUUAUUUUGGAUUGCGACAUGUAUUCAAACAAUUCGGAGUCAGUGAGGGAUGCUGUGUGUUUUUUCAUGGAUGAAGAGAAGGGUCACGAAGUUGGCUUCGUACAGUUUCCACAGUCCUUCGAGAACCUUACGAAGAACGAUGUCUACGGCAGUUCCUUGAACGUAAUAUGGGGGGUGGAGAUUCUAGGAUUUGACGGGAAUGGAGGACCAUGCUUUAUUGGUACUGGGUGCUUUCACAGAAGAAACGCUCUUUGUGGACAGAAGUAUAGUGAUCAGGAAUGUAAGGCAAAUGGGAGGGGAUGGAAUGACAUUAAAAUAGAAGAGAGUGCGAGUGUCCUAGAAGAUACUUCCAAAGUCCUUGCAAGUUGUACCUAUGAAGAGAAGUACGCCCAAUGGGGAAACGAGAUGGGUCUGAAAUAUGGCUGUCCAGUGGAAGAUAUCAUAACAGGACUAGCUAUACAAUGUCGAGGUUGGCGAUCCAUCUAUUUCAAUCCAGAAAGGAAGGGCUUCCUCGGACUUGCGCCCACUACAUUACUGCAGACACUUAUACAGCACAGAAGAUGGAGUGAAGGUGAUUUUCAGAUCUUUGUCUCAAGGUACUGUCCCCUUGUGUAUGGGUAUAAAAAGAUUCCCCUCAAACUUCAACUUUCCUACUGUCCCUAUUUGCUAUGGGCUCCAAACUGCUUGGCCACAUUGUAUUAUGUUGCAGUACCAUCCUUGUGCCUGCUUAGGGGCAUCCCCUUGUUUCCUAAGAUUUCAAGCGCAUGGGUUCUACCAUUCGCAUUCGUCAUCAUUGUCCACCGGGCAUACAGUCUUGGAGAAUUUGUUUGGUGUGGGGGCACAUUCCAAGGUUGGUGGAAUGAACAAAGGAUGUGGCUCUUCAAAAGAAUCAGUUCCUACUUCUUUGCCUUCAUUGACAACAUCCUAAAACUUAUGGGAUUUACGGACUCGGCCUUCGCCAUCACGGCAAAGGUGGCUGAAACGGAUGUGUCGCAGAGAUAUGAGCAGGAGCUCAUGGAAUUCGGUGCUUCUUCCCCAAUGUUUACCAUUAUAGCAACCAUGGCAUUGCUAAACGCAUUCUGUUUUGUUGGAGGAAUGAAGAGGGUGCUUAUGGAUAUGCAAAUUUGGUUUUCAAACCCAUUUACGUUGCAGAUUCUUCUAUGUGCUCUCCUGGUUAUUAUCAGCCUCCCUGUUCAUCAAGGUCUCUUCCUCAGGAAAGACGAGGGCAGGAUGCCAAGUUCAGUGACACAAUGGUCACUUAUGUUUGCGGCUUUGGCUUGUGCAUUAGCGUGUUAUUAAGUUCUCCCUAAAUGCCAAGCAAGACUUUCUGCUAGCAAA